This is a messenger RNA of Zingiber officinale, 1468 nucleotides long. Its product is annotated as zinc finger CCCH domain-containing protein 2-like. NCBI's taxonomy places the organism in Eukaryota, Viridiplantae, Streptophyta, Magnoliopsida, Zingiberales, Zingiberaceae. The transcript has a single exon. The coding region runs from base 448 to 1311 and encodes 287 amino acids. Gene Ontology annotation, molecular function: metal ion binding. The record is from RefSeq and is a predicted model, not a curated record.
UAUUGUACAUGGAGACCAGCCAACAAGCACUACCUACACUAAAGUCACUCCAAAGCUUAUAUUUGCUCAAAGCCCUCUCUCCCUUUCUCUUUCCAUUUGCUUCUCGAGGUUUCCCUUCUCUAGGUUAAUCGAUACUACAAUCAAAGAUUCCAUCUCUCACAUUUUCUUGUCAGCUAAACAGAAAAGUAACACGCCAUUAAUUUCCAAUAGAUAUAUAUAUUUCAAACUAAUUUGUAUUCGUUUGUUUAUUUCUAUGCGAGUGGCUGGCGGGGCCAGCAGCUCCUGCGCGUCAAAUACCCACUCUACCUUAUCCACGUGUCCACAUCAGCUUUUCCACCAACCGCCGAUGAUAAUCCAAGCGCCGUCCGUUUCCCACCCGCUAUUUUAAUUCCAAAUUGAAUCGCCCAAAAACAUAUUUACUCACCACAAUAAAUUACCAAUAAACGCAUGGAGCCCACCGUCCUCGUCCGGGUCCCGCCCCAUCUUUCCUCGCCUGCCUUUAUAAUGCGCACCGCUUUCGAGUCACCUACCACGGCCGAAAACCGCCUCCGAUCGCUUCCCAUGGCCUCCAGCGAACCAAUGCGCCUCCGACCCAGCGUCGUCCGCAUUCCUCUUCUUUGGUCCUACUCCGACGACGUCGUGUCGCUCCAGAGGUUCCUGCCCUGCAACGGCAGCGGCUGUGCCGAUUCGUGCGGCGCCGACGAGUUUCGGAUGUACGAGUUCAAGGUGCGGCGGUGCGGCCGAGGGCGGGCGCACGACUGGACGGAGUGUCCGUUCGCGCACCCGGGGGAGAAGGCGCGGCGGCGCGACCCGCGGCGGUACCACUACUCCGGCGCGCCCUGCCCCGACUUCCGCCGCGGCGGCGGGUGCCGCCGCGGCGACGCCUGCGACCUCGCCCACGGGGUGUUCGAGACGUGGCUCCACCCGGCGCGCUACCGGACGCAAGCGUGCAAGGACGGCGCCGCCUGCCGUCGGCGGGUGUGCUUCUUCGCUCAUUCCCCUGACCAGCUGCGCAUCGUUCUCUCGCCGGGAAAGGGGAGCGCGUCCCCGAAGUCGACGCUGGUGUCCCCUCUGUCGGAGCUGGCGUCGGGGAUGAGCAAGCUGAAGCUGAGCAAGGCGAAGUCGUUGCCGCCGUCGAGAGGGAGAGGAGACGCCACGUUUGCGGCGGCGCAGCAGUGGGAGGCUCCAGCAGGGCGGUGGCGGCAGAGCUUUAAUAUUCUCGACGAAUGGAAGCAGCAGGAGGAUGAAGCGUCGGCGUCGGCCGCGUCGCUGCCGGACUUGGGGUGGGUGUCAGAGUUGGUGAAGGAUUAAAAAUCCACAACCUUCGACAUUUUUUUAAAAAUCUUGUCAUUAAAUAAAUCUAUUUUUCCCGUAACUACAUUUCGAAGAUUUUUUUUAUUUUUAAUUAUCCCUUUAUUCCCCCAUUAAUGUAUAAUCAGUUAUGUAUCUGAAUUUAAGAGUAAUCAUU